This is a messenger RNA of Angiostrongylus costaricensis, 105 nucleotides long. NCBI's taxonomy places the organism in Eukaryota, Metazoa, Nematoda, Chromadorea, Rhabditida, Metastrongylidae. The record is from the annotation of a GenBank genome assembly.
AUGACGCUAGGAGGCCUUGGAGUAUGGUGGAUUAUUGAUAUUUUUCUUCUUGUCACUGGUAACCUUACACCUGCUGACGACUCUAAUUGGGAACCUUUUUAUUGA